Fusarium musae is the source of this 1365-nucleotide messenger RNA. RefSeq lists its product as uncharacterized. Gene Ontology annotation, molecular function: protein kinase activity; ATP binding. The record is from RefSeq and is a predicted model, not a curated record. Bases 1 to 1365 code for a protein of 454 amino acids. NCBI's taxonomy places the organism in Eukaryota, Fungi, Ascomycota, Sordariomycetes, Hypocreales, Nectriaceae. The transcript has 2 exons. Gene Ontology annotation, biological process: protein phosphorylation.
AUGGAGCGAAUGACGCCGCCACGGACACCACCCAAACACUCGACUUCAAGCAAUCCCCGGAAACGAGGCAACCCCUUGUCGGGACUUGGGACUCUCAAGGGUGUACUUCCUAAAAUGGAGCCAAUUUUCAAGGCUGACGCGUGGGCUUGGGCAUUGUUCGGGCGCCGAAAGCUUGAGGCCGCUGUCGAAACAUUUCGCGGCCAUAACGCAAGGCUCCAACAUUUUGAGUUCGUUAUUUUCAGUACUAUUACUUCGAAUUUGAGAAAAGAAUUAGGAGCAUCUACCGAGAGAGAUCAGCUCUUACAAAUGAAACGGCCAGCAUCGGAUGAGUUGGAACCGAUUCAGUCAGGUUUUGCGACUCAUGCGAGACUGAACGCUCUUGUCGAAUCAGCCAAUGGUACCGAGGGACCAACAGCCUACGCAGAUCACACCAUUCCCACGGGCGGGGUUGAAGCCGCCAAACGUCCAAUAUCGCUGACUGCAUGGGAAGUGGUGUCAGACGGCCCAGCAAUGAAGGAGUACAAACGUUAUUCUUCUGUUCAAACCCAACAAACAAGUAUGAACAUAGAAGCGAUCAACCAACUAGCGCAUUUGCUCCGGGAGUCUGGCGCAAAUGGAUUUCACACUUUGCCCUUGAAGUCAGUCACCAACGACCCAGAUCGCUCGUGGUUCACCUUCGAGUUUAGUUACCCAGCAGGAGUGUCGGACAAAGAAGCUGUCAAUUUGAAUGAACUGAUUGAGGAUGGCCAGGGCCCGGAUGCACCGUCUUUAACCCUACGUUUCCAUACCGCGCUCUCGAUUUCAUUGGCAAUUGGAGCAUUUCAUGCUGAUGGAUGGCUACAUAAGUCUAUGCGAAGCGAAUCGAUCCGCUUCUUUUACGACCAAGACGACAGAUGUAUCUACAAGAAUCCGUAUCUGGUAAACUUCGAGUACUCGCGACCGGAGAUGGCCGACACUAUUUUCGCAUCAGACCCCGAUGUUGGGAGAAACCUCUACAGACACCCAGACCGUCAGGGCUUACCCACCGUCAAAUUCAACAAGGCACAUGAUCUCUACUCACUGGGUGUAGUUCUACUUGAAAUUGGUGUGUGGCAGACUGCGGCGUCCAUGCGAGAGGACUACCUGGAUGAGUACAACCUCAAGGCCUCCGGAAAGGUUACAUCGGAAAUUAAAAAUGUGUUUUUGAAGAAUGCGGAGGACAGAUUGGCACAUACCAUGGGAUCCGCAUAUAAGCAGGCUGUGAUUGCCUGCAUAUCUGGGGAAUUUGAGCCGUUCUCAGAUCGAAACGACUUUGCGCUGCAAUUUCAGGAGAAGGUCAUCAAGAAUAUUGAGGCUGAACGGGUACGGGAAAUAGACAUAUUGUAG